AUGGAACUCUCCGGAAAACAAAAGGCACCAUCCGCCCGUUUCUCGUCUUUCAAUUGGUAUGGUGUGCCGCUUCGCUUGAACAAGGCAAGUCUUCGACCCUGGGUAUUGACCUUCUGUACGUGUGGUUCGUGGCGUCAUCCGCCACAUCGAUGCAUGGAAGCUGGAGUCGGCAUUUUGCGAAAUCAGUAUUCCUCGCAGCAGGAAACACCCUCUCUCGCGGCUUCUUCCGCCGGCGAAAACGAUGAGCAUCUCGCACGUCCCACUCUCUUCAUUCGGCAGCUUUCCGCAUCCCAUCCGGCCGUGGACGGAAUCAGAGUGGCACGUACCAGCGACGGCUCUAUGCCGACCCUCUGCCGUUUUGCUCUGGUCUCCGGAUGCAUUUACUUUUCAAAGACACCGCUGCUUGCCACGUUUGAGGAUAGCUGCUUUGCCUUUUCGUUGCCCGCCUGUGCUGUUUCCGCAGGGAUCUUCGCGGACCAUUCAACGGAAGGAAGCAGUCGCCGGUUUAGCACGGUACCUGGUAAGCUCCCCGUUUCCCCCUUCUCUUUUCCCCUGUACGAAUCGCUCUCUCUCUCCACAGUUCCCCUGCGCCCACAGCAGCUGGAUAAAGUGACGACUUUCCGAGAGCUGUUUCUCGUGUACGAUCGCGAACAAACAGGAAAACUCAAGAAGCGAGUGGUGAAAAUGAUUUUCUGUAACCUUGGCGAACCGUUGUCUGCCGACGACUGGAGGUGCUUCGAACAAAUCUUUGGUCUAGCAGAUAAAUGUGAUGACGACUUGGUGCCCUACGAGCCUCUUGUGAAGAAGUAA
Messenger RNA from Neospora caninum, 810 nucleotides. RefSeq lists its product as uncharacterized. NCBI's taxonomy places the organism in Eukaryota, Apicomplexa, Conoidasida, Eucoccidiorida, Sarcocystidae. The transcript has 5 exons. The record is from RefSeq and is a predicted model, not a curated record. Bases 1 to 810 code for a protein of 269 amino acids.